GAAUUUUACAAAGGGGAAUGGUCAUUCCAGGGGCAACUUUCAAGUCCUAACAUAAGGGGCGGAGCACUUGUUGGAGUGGGCAGUUUCUAAGGAUUUCCUUCAAUAAAUACAGGCAAAGCUCUCUUUCCCCAGCACACUUGAAACAGUUUCCUUUGUUGCUUAUACUUUGUGAGAAUUAACACUAAAACAAUGUUGGGGAAAACAUCACUUCUCUCUUCUCUAGUUCUGCUUCUGAUUAUACAAGAGGCAUUUGUUGCCCCAGUGACACAGGAACCAAGCACUGAAACGAGUGCAGCAUCAACUAUUGAGUCAAGCAAAGAACCCAGCAGUGAAGGAAAACCAAGUACAGAACCCAGCGAGGAACCCAGUCUACAGCCAACUGAAGACUUGAGUGGGGAUGCAAGUGGAGAAACAAGUGGAGAAGGGAGUGGAGAAGCAAGUGGAGAAGGGAGUGGAGAAGCGAGUGGAGAAGGGAGUGGAGAAGCGAGUGGAGAAGGGAGUGGAGAAGCGAGUGGAGAAGCAAGUGGAGAAGGCCAGCCAACCGUAGAGUCAAGUGAAGAACCCACAGUAGGAACAAGUGAAGGACCAACUGAGGCAACAAGUACAAAGUCAACUGAAACAAAGCCAACAAGUACAAAGCCAACAGACGUUACCAAAACAACAAGUUCCAAUUCAAGCCUACAAUCAACUACCAAAAAAACAGAAUCGUCCAAAUAAAAAGAGGAGGACUCCAGUGGCAUUGAAGUCUUCCUGAUGAUGAUGGCUUGAUUGAAGCAGCUUCCCAUUAUAUGGAAAUACCAAGAUUCUGUGCAGUUUCGAAACUAACAAGGUUUAAAGUAAAAUGUCUGGGUUUCAGUGAAAUUUCAAUCAACACUAAUUUUCCUGUGUUUCACAUUGUUAUUUAUUAAACUGUAACAUAACAGAAA
Molecule: messenger RNA, 926 nt
Organism: Anolis carolinensis (green anole)
Lineage: Eukaryota; Metazoa; Chordata; Lepidosauria; Squamata; Anolidae
Product: chondroitin proteoglycan 3
Exons: 3
Coding region: 190-717 (175 amino acids)
Source: RefSeq, a predicted model, not a curated record